This is a messenger RNA of Neurospora crassa OR74A, 5182 nucleotides long. RefSeq lists its product as hypothetical. Lineage: Eukaryota; Fungi; Ascomycota; Sordariomycetes; Sordariales; Sordariaceae. The record is from RefSeq and is a predicted model, not a curated record. The coding region runs from base 597 to 4643 and encodes 1348 amino acids. The transcript has a single exon.
AGGCGGAGGACUGCAAGUGUCCGGGAGAGACAGCCCCGUAGACCUAGAGGUAAGGUACCUUCUCUAGGUACUAUUUGCAUCCUGCCCUGGACCUCCAUGACCUUCCCGUCGAUUUCGACCUCGUGUUCCCAUCAUCUGUCCCUCCCAACCGAACGCAGCGAAGCACUCCUUUCAGCGGCCUGUUACUGUCACACUCCACUGGGUCAUUGUUCUCUGCCUUACACGCGCCGCUAGAAGUACCUUAGUAUAAUGCACCCGACGACGAAUAGAAAGUAGUCCUCGACCCAGCAUAGCUGCAUCGGUACCUUGCCCGUCUGACGUCGUCGUUGGCCCGUUGUCUUCACAUGGGCAGACUGAAGCCGCAGGAAAAGCGCCCAGCCCAGCCAGCCAGACCUCCCCAAGACCAAGACCGAGACCAUUACAGAUACCUCACUGCUUCGACUAUCACGAGAACCGAUCCGACAAGACGGAGAGACUUUGGCGACGACUCUCAACCGACUGGACACAAGAGGAGCCGAACGACGCCUCGGACGCCAAGACGACGGAUUGCAUCCUCUUCAUCUCAUACGCGACGACGGCAAGACUGACGACGAUGCAUGUCAUUAUUCAUUCCAUGCGACUCUAGUUCCUCCGUUCCCGCUUCCUCUGAAGACGUGGCAUGUGGACGGCGCAGCACAGCAAUGACCGACCCAGAUGCCAGCCCAUCAUCCAACCUUCGUCCGCGCCGAGCAACCAAACAACCCGACCUCGAUUCUGACCGCCAUGAUUAUGCCUCGACAGCCAUCUCUCGCCAGGACCACCAGGUCACGACGAACCUCCCUGACGUCUCUGUGACUUCCUCGGAUCUCAACGACGUCAAGGAUGAAUACGACGACGCCAGUAUACCGCCUGAUCAGCGACUCCCCCGUUCCCAUCACCCUCGCGCCGAUGACCGAAAUUUCUCCAAAGGCGCCCUCCGUGCUCAUAAGCACAGAACGAAUGGCGCCUUUCUCCUUUCGGAUCCCGCCCUGGGCGCGCAUACUCAACAUACCCAGCUACAGUUACCCAAGAGGCAGAGCUUGUUAGAGCAUGGCAGGAAUAGGAUCACUAAGAAUGGCAUGGACAGGUCGCCUGGCCGGAACAAACUUACGGGCCCCUCAAACGAAGUAGGCUUGGGGCUUGUUCAGCGCUCAGGGUCGACAACUGAGCCAUCUGUUCGACAACCAACCUCCAUCAACGACAGUGCGGUCACGUCGAACCGCGGCUCUUCGGCGGGUGAGACGAUCAUUGGAACAAAUCCAUCCCCACGAACCAGCAUGGCGCUCCUGGAUAUGGAGUCGGCCCAUAUUGUGAACAUGGCUCUUAACCUGAGCGAGUCGAGAAGGAUAGCGUCGCGAAGGAUCGUCUCUCAGCCAGUGCCUCCAAGACUAGGACCAGUGCCGGAAAACAGUACUGGAGGAAGUCUUCGACAACACCUGCAGCAGCAGAGAAAAGUUUCGCGGAAUAUGUCACCUAGACCGGACCACUCCCCGCGCAUCGCAUCUGCACGGUCACUGCAAGCUUCAGCCGGUCUCGAAGCAUACCAGUACCACUUUUCCCAGUCGACCUUGGCGAGAGCGCAGAAGGCAAGGGAAUACUUGGGGCUGAUGGCACAAUACAGACGAUUAUUAGAACUGCUACCCCCAUUGAAGGCCGCCCCAUCAGCAACAUAUUCCACCGUUAGCCCUCCCCUGACGCCUAAUGGCCCUAACUUCCCUACAAGACCAACCACUCAUGACGCUGAAACAACGAUUGGUCGUCCUUAUAAUCCGCUGCAGUAUAUCCGCAACAGAAAGAUUCGGGCUCGUGAGAGGAAGACUUUGGAUGGAGAGGGUCAGGGCUUCAACGAUGUUGAAAGGGUUUCUGAAUGGGUUGACGAAGUAGCCAAAUGGAUCGCCAAGGGCCAGGACCGAAUUCCGGGAAACCCUUCGAUACCUCCGUUCUCUCCGACUCGUAUUCUCUCUCAGGAAAUCCCGCCCCAGUCCCUUGGCUCUAAGCCGACAACAGCAACACCCAAACUGAAACGACCACGGGUCGAUUGGGCCGUAGAUCCGGCAGAUAUGAUCGCAGACAUCUAUUGGCUUGAACAGGACGACAACAAGUUCCUUGUAGAGGAUAGGAAUUGGAAACGCCUCUUUCCCCAAGGUGGUGCCGAAAUUUACCGUUCGCUCUCAAGAGAUGAUACUCCAGGCUCAAGCAAGAUCUUUUCCAACUCCAACAGCAUCACGGCUCUAGACAAGGCUCGCACGGAACAGUCACCCCAAGUUGUGGAACCAAAGACAACACAAAAGGCGCAUCAAGAGCCACCGCACGGCUUUAGUGCCAGUCGGGCUCGAGACAAAGCGCAACAGAAACUUCGGGCGAUCAGGGAAUCCCACCAUCGAGCCAACAGCUCCAUAUACAAUCGCGAUAUUCUUCGCAUCCAUAGACGCUCCUUUUCAGAGUCGUCUGAUACAGACAGCGAUCGGAAGCGACGGGGCAGACACGGGACCAUCUCCAGUAGUGGUAAGGACAUACUGGCAAGGCAGAUGGAAGACAUGAUCGCUCAGGAGCAGAGAGAUAUCGAAGCGCAUCCUCUUUAUGACCAGGAUACGCAACAGCUGAAGCUCCCAGAUGCUGGAUUAGCGAUGUCCGAAAAGGGUCAGGAGUGGCCGCGGAUUACAUCGACCUCUGACGGGGCUGACAAUGUUGAAGGCCGCAGGCCGGCAUCUCGCUCUGAGCCGGCUGAUUUGGAAGGCUCCAAUACCAAGUACCAAGCCAAGCCAGCCCCGGCACAGGUUCUCGCUGGACGGGCUGGCGUUGGGUCACUGAGUGGCGAUGGGCGGAUUUCAACGGAUUACGAUACAUCACCGCCAUAUUCGCCUGACUUGCGGCCAGUGCAUGACGCACUAAUUCCUAGAUUCAGCACGGACAUGUCGGCAAGGUCAUCGAGACCAAGCUCACCGAUAGCGAGGUCACCGAGCAAAAACCCCCUGACCAAAGUUAGGAGCAUAUUCCGAGAUCGCAGUAACGAGCAUUUGGCUGAGCUCCCAUCACACAUCGGAAGAGACGAGAACCCCGAAUCAACGCAGUUUCUGUACGAUCGGCAACCAGUAGAGUCUCCAACCACACUAGGAUUUGGCACUGGCAUGCUUUCACCUCCCAAGCGGAAGACCUCCCGUAGUCCUCUUCGCAAAAUAGUGACAAAAGGAACCGACUCUAGCCAAAAGUCGAAUAAGAGCACAGGGAUUUACAAACUUCGGGAGGAUGGUAACAGUAGCCUGAAAGGGCUAUUCCGGGGUCAACGCAUUGAUAGUGUUUUGCGUAGUGGUGUCUCCAAAGUCAGCGAUAUGUUCUGGCGAAAAGAGGCUGCUCCAGGUCCCUCGGACAAGUAUGAUUCUUCGGAUGAGUCUGAUGCGGAGAGUCGAGGAAGGUCCAGAUCCUUACCCAGGUCGCCACCACGAAAAGUCAGUCGUAGUCCGUCUAACCACGAGAAGACGAACGGGGAGAAGAACUACCUGGAUGUUAUGCCACAGUUUGUACCCACCGCGGAAAAGCAUCAUAGCAAGUCCAAGUCCGUUGGCGGCUCGAUCGACCCGAACGGUUUGCUUAGCGCUAGUCCCCCUUCGCAACCGCUCAGCCGUCGGUCCUCCCGCUUUGAACUUCUAAAACCGCCCAAAAUCGACAUUCAGAAUGCAUCGCCGACGUCAUCUCCAGGUCCGCUGGAGAUCACUGCCUUACGUCCAUGGGGGCCUUCCGACGUACCUGACGUGGAAGGCUCGCGGAAGAGCAGCGUCAAUACAGACGUUGGUGGUGUACAAGACGCCGACGCUCGUCUGAACGCCAUGUUAUCCAUGGCUAAAGGACGUCAACUCGUCAACAGUGCCUCAGCAGGAUGCUGGUCCAUAGCCGCCGACCGAGAGAACAACGCCACUCCCGUCCCUCCCCAGACCAUCGUUUCCAAGCGGGAGAUUGCCCGAUUACGUGCGCUUCUCCUAAGCUCCGGCAUCCACGCAAUGGAAAUCGACAGGCGCGCUAAAGCCGACAAGCUCUUGAACGCCUCCAAUAAGACCGAUGACGAGAACGCCAACACCACCACCGCUAGUAGCCACAUCAACAACAACUCCCGUCUCUCCUGGCCAGACAUAGUUGCCCUCUCCCCCGACCCUUCCACUCGCCAACAGCUCCUUGUCCGCCCCAUUGCCCAGAUCGAUCUCUUCCCCGUGGCCGCCAACAUCCUCUCCACCUCCAUCCAAAACUCUGCAACGGCAUUCCAGUCCUCCGUGGCCGUCUUCCAAACACAAACCGCUCCGCGCAUGACCAACCGCGUCGAAGCGCUGCGGAGCCGAAUCAGCGGCGAGCUGACGGAGAUGACGAGGCGAGCGGCCGAGGAGGCGGAUGACGCCGGCGGCGAUCUGAUGACGCACCAGCGGCUGAAGGUGAAGAGGGUGGUGGAUAUGAUUGACCGAAUGGUGAGGAGACGGCGGAGGCGCUUUAGGUGGGUGAGGAGAGCCGGGUGGUUGGCGGUUGAGUGGGUGCUGGUGGGCUUUAUGUGGUAUGUGUGGUUUGUGGUGAUGAUUGCGAGGGUGUUGUUGGGGGUUGGGAGGGGAGUGGUUGGGGUGGGGAGGUGGUUGUUGUGGUUGUAGUGUGUUGUUGUUGUUUGUUUGUAGGAGGUGAGAGUGGCAGGUUGAGGAAGAUGGUUAGGUUUUUUCUUUUGGAUAAUUGAGGUGUCUCUGGAAGAGACAAAAGAAGUCAGUGCCGCGUGGUUUGCGGCUUCAUUUGUGUAUAUCGGGGGAGCUCGCAUAGGUCGGUUCUCUCUCAGAAAAGUAUGGAUGCUGGAAGUAGGAGGUCAUGAAUGGAUGCACGGAGCCUUUUUUUUUUUUUGUUUCAUUUGUUUAUAAUCUUGUUCGUUGCUCUCUUUUGUGUUGUUAACCUUCCGGUCUGUUGCAGCCAGGAAUCCAACAAUACCCGGGUUUUGGCUGUCGAAGAGGCCGGAUUUUGCAUAGGUAUCAAUAGAUAUUGGGGAAGGAAGGAGUUGGGUAUAGCUACAGCAGGUAAUUUAUUAGUUAGUUUCGGUGCUUGAAACACCGAUCGAGUAUAUGGGGCGACCGUGGAAGAAGGGACUGAACAUGGUCUUCACUCUUGAUGCCAUCCGAACGGCUUCGUAAUCGUAUCUGGUCCUUGC